Molecule: messenger RNA, 11209 nt
Organism: Labrus mixtus (cuckoo wrasse)
Lineage: Eukaryota; Metazoa; Chordata; Actinopteri; Labriformes; Labridae
Product: tubulin-specific chaperone cofactor E-like protein
Exons: 8
Coding region: 2907-4331 (474 amino acids)
Biological process (GO): protein folding
Molecular function (GO): alpha-tubulin binding
Source: RefSeq, a predicted model, not a curated record
GCUUUCCGCCAUGUGUUUUCAUUUAUUUUUCUUUAUUCCGCUCGUGGAAAUGUUCACAGUUUCUUAUCAUAAAAGAAAACUAUUCACAUUUUUUUCACAUUCCAUGUUUGGGAGGGAACCAUGGACUGUAAAUAUUAGGGAAGGAAGGAACUGGGGGGAGAAAAUCUUAUUGUUUCUGCCCCUUACUCAAAACACAAGUGACCAAUAGAAAAGCAGUGCUGUAGGCAGCCUGUCAAAUUAUGAAUACUGAGAAAACCACUUUUACAGUAACUUAAAAAAUAUAUAUAAAUGAAAUGUCCUGCCAUGUUCCUCAUCCUCAUGGCAGGUAAAAAAAAAAACCUUUUUCUCCUAAUACUGCUUUUUGCCCUCUAUAUAACGUUGAGUUGUGAAAAAUAACAGUGGCAUCACAACAAAUAAUUAGCUAUUCUAGAUCACUUAAGAGUAACAAAUUGUUCUUGAUACAUUACCACAAAGUAGUGCAGCCCCGCCUCACCAAAGAAGACAUUGUAACUGGAUCUUUUUAUUUUUAUUUUAGUAAAAAUCCCUACAUUAUUAAUGCUUUCCUGCAGCAGAUUCGACAGCGGCUCUGCCCACAGAGCGUUUAAAAAAAGCACACGUAUGCUCGUCAUUUUAAUUAUAGAUGCGUACAGUAAGUGAUAGGUCGGGGUCAAAGGGGCAUUCUUCACUCUGUUUUGUUUUCAUAAUUUCAGCAUGGAGAUCAGACUUUGUGUGUGUGUCUCCUCGGGGUACAUUCAGGGAAGAUUUAAAUGGGACAGUGUCUGUGGUUUGCUGAUAAAAGCAGAGAACACCUACUUGUGUCCCUCCUUGCUCCCACUAUCAUACGUACUGCUCUUAAAGAGGUAUUCAGUCGUUUAUCAGAGCAGACCAGUCAUGUGUCUCGCUAUGGAAGUUGAAUAUAUAAAAACUAGGCAAGUGAAAAGUGGAAUAAUUUAUAAAAUAUGCUUUAAUGGGGAAUAAAUUAUCACGGCUGCAUGGUGACAUGAGGACAGACAUAAAGUGGACUCUAAUUCUACCAAAAAAGGACACCACUUUUUGAACAUUUUCAACUAUGUUCUCAUUUGGAAAACAAGCUUAAUAUCUGCAACAUGCGCCCGAGACGUACCACACGGCGCCUGCAGUGGAAACUCGAGCAUUGACUAGAGAGGGAACGCUAUGCUAUGGAGUGCGCGGCGCACACGGAUCCUGUGGAAACUGCCAGUAAUGUUUAAUGCCUGUAUCUUCUGCCAAGGGGGGAGAGGUCAGAUGAGACAAUCUACAGCAAGACAAAGAGACAGCUUUUGUUUCACAUUUUCCACAGCUAAUAUAUUUAAAAUAAGCGAUACAUUUGACUGUAAAAAGGUAGCUUGAAAAUAUAUUUCAUCAAACACCCCCUGAGUUUGUACAGGACAACAUCAGAAAAUAGAUAAUACCUACCCCUGUCUACAGGGGGAGCCAAAAUCAAUCAAUCAAUCAAUCAAUCAAUCAAUCAAUCAAUCAAUCAAUCAAUCAAUCAAUCAAUCAAUCAAUCAAUUUUAUUUGUAUAGCGUCAACUCAUAACAAGUGUUCUCUCAAGACACUUUACAAAAAACAGGUAAAAGACCUUACUCUUUGUCUUUUAACAUUACAAAAGAGCAGGUAAAAAGACCAUACUCAUUGUUAUGUUACAAAGACCCGGCAAAUCGACACAUUACAAAACAUCCCCCCCUCCACUGGGGCUUUAAAUCUCCUUUUAGAAACUUUCAGUUUGUGUCUGUUUUUGUUUUUUGUAGACAAAAAAGGUGCAACUUAUCUCUUUGCAGAUUUUUUCCCAUAAGAAGAAAAAUUCCAAAAUUCAGUUGAAGAUGGAGAAGAGGAUAAAAACCAAAAAACUUGGAACUAUUUUCUUAUUCACCCAAUCUUCUCGUCUGGGACAUAAAUUUAUUUGAGUGGUCGUGGGCACCGUGUGCAAAGGCUUCAUUGAGGCCAUCGUGGGUUUGAGUCAGACCUUGUUCAUUUGUCUGUUUCCUCAAAAUAAAUUAUGACUCAUGGCCUAUCUUGGUAUAAAAAAUCAACUUGUGAAAAUAACUUGUACUUUUAUUUUUUUAUUCAAUCUCCUUAGUGUGUGCAAGAAGAAAUCAUCCUGAGUUAUUGAUUGGAGCAGCUUAUCCACGUGUUCAGAAUUUCAUUGGCAACAAGAAACGUCACUCAUUGGCACUGUCAUGUGAAAUUGGUGGAGGUAUAGAUAUAUCAGGACAGAGGCAGGCACCUCCUUUCAACUCAGGCUCUUAUUGGCUCUUAUAGGAACAGUGAAUGAAAGGUUGUAAUUCACUCAAUCAAAAGGUCAGAGUACAGCCGUCAUUUUUAAGUAUCGCAGUGGGAAAAAAAUCCUACAAUAAAAUGAAUUAUUACAGAAAUGGAUGUAAUGUGUUUCUAGAUCUGUCACUGGAUUUGGGUCGUGGGCGCCCUUAGUGAUGCAGCAGGACUGUUUCUGUUGGACUUUUUAUGAUCAGGAGAGUACAGUACAUCUUCAAAUGGUAAAAAGUUAGUAGUCCUUUGACACUGGUCUGAGUUGGGUAGAUUGAGGCUGCUGUGGUGGUUAAAUCUGCACAAACACUGAUGGGCAGCGGGUCGACUGACAGUGUGUGUGUGUGUGUGUGUGUGUGUGUGUGUGUGUGUGUGUGUGUGUGUGUGUGUGUGUGUGUGUGUGUGUGUGUGUGUGUGUGUGUGUGUGUGUGUGUGUGUGUGUGUGUGUGUCCUAUACUGUAAAUGGUCAUGUGUAAUAUGGUUAUAAGGUCAUCAUAAUGCAGACUUAACCAGUGAGAAAUAGGAUGGAUCAAGUCCUACCGUAGAGCAAAUUAAAAAAAAAAAAAAAAGAACAAGAUGAUCAGUCGACGAUCGGCAGAAUCUGACCAAUCAGAGGUUUGACUAUGUAUAACGCCACUAAUAUUGACGGGGAGGUUAAAACAGGGUCCCGCGUGCAGUACAGCUUAUUACUGUGGAUGUCUGCCUCUUCCCCUCAUUGUGGACAAGCUGAGGCAGGGUCAGCCCAGUGGGACGGAGCCAUGGAGCCGCCGGAGGACAUGGAGGGCCGAACCUUUGUGGAGGUGAUGAGUGAAAAGUACAGCCCAGAGAACUUCCCGUGCCGCAGGGGGCCCGGUAUGGGCGUGGUGGUGGUGCCCACCGCAGGUCCUCAAGGAUCCCCCAUGAAAGACCGCCUGAACCUGCCCAGUGUGCUGGUGUUGAACAGCUGUGGGAUCAGCAGGGCCGGGGAGCGGGCGGAAAUCGUCGCCUUCUGUGCCCACGUCAUCGAGCUGGACCUGUCGCACAACAAACUGCAGGACUGGCAUGAGAUCGGUAAAAUUGUCUCCAACAUCCCCAACCUGGAUUUUCUGAACCUGAGCUCCAACCCCCUGGCGGGAAUGGCCCUUGAUCCACGGUGUGCCGAAGCCUUUUCUCGGGUCCGACGCCUCGUCCUCAACAACACUCAGGUGUCCUGGGACACUGUGCUGCUGCUCGCCAGGGAGAUACCCGAGUUGGAGGAGUUGUUUCUGUGCCUUAACGAGUACAGCAGUGUAAGUGUCUCAAGCGUGGUUUGCCCCACCCUGCGCCUGCUACACAUCACCGACAACAGCCUGAAGGACUGGACCGAAGUCCGCAAGUUUGGCCCCAUGUUCCCCAGCCUGGAAACUCUGAUCAUGGCCAACAACCACCUGACCUCCAUUCAGGACAACAAGGACAUACUGCAACGACUCUUUCCCAAACUACGCAGCAUGAACCUGAAUAACUCAGGUCUCAGCCAAUGGGAUGACAUCGAGAAGCUGAACUUCUUUCCAAGACUGGAGGAGGUUCGGCUGCAGGGCAUUCCCUUACUGCAGACUUACACCAACGUAGAGCGACGGAGCCUCAUGAUAGCACAGCUCCCUGCAAUAUCUUUGCUAAACGGCAGUGUUGUGACUGAUAAUGAGAGGGAAGACGCAGAGAGAUUCUUCAUCCGUUACUACUUAGACUACCCUGAGGAGGAGCUCCCCGACAGGUACCACUCUCUGGUGACUAAGUACGGGAAACUGGAACCACUCGCCGAGAUUGACCUCAGACCUCGCUGCCGUGCCCAGGUGGAGGUUCACUGUGAGGAAAAAGUGCAAGAGCUGAACAUCCGCCUGGACCAGACAGUAGCUGAGCUGAAGAAGCAACUGACGACCGUCGUGCAGCUUUCCACCAACAGCAUGAGGCUCUAUUACAUCGACAAGUUCAGCGCCUUCGGCCCUGAGGAGAUGAGAUACAACACGCGCGCUCUCCACUCCUACAGCAUCCAGGACGGAGAUGAAAUACUGGUGGUGCCCAAGACCAAGUAAACCACUGGAAUCAAAGUGUCUGAGAGGAGGGACUCACUGAUUGAUCGAUUUGUUGGAUUAGUUGUUGAUUGGUUACCUGAAAAUCACAAAAUCACUGGAAAAAGUAUAAAUGAUCAGCGGCCGAUGUGUAAGAGCUUAAAGAAGAAGUUGAUGUGUAAAACAUCAGAAGACUCCACAGAGGGCUACAGUGAGCUGCUAGGAGGGCCUGACUGGAAACGCAGCCAGUCUGGAGAGAAUUUGUCUUUAUUUAUUUGAGCUUUAUUUAAGAGGAAUCCAUUGGAGUCGAUCUGUCAGAUAGGAGAAGAGGCCGAGAGAGCAUCCUUGAAUCUACUAGAAGUUUAACUGGAGCGAGGGGGAGGGCCCUGCUGUAUCAACCAAGCAGCUCUGUCGCUAAGUACAAAACAUUUACCACCGGCUUGCCCACUCGUCGCAAAAAGCUACCCGCUGCACUCAUCUCCACCUCUAAAGUGGGCACGAUAUCAGGAAGAGCAGUUUUUGUUGAAGGGAAAAUAUUUCCUAAAAACAGUAACGAUGAAAGGCGGCGAUGAAACUUUGUUUUUUUUGGUUAGUUCUGUUGUUCAAAGGUUUUUUUCUUUUUCUUCUUUUUUUCAAACUUCUGGGAAUUAUUACAAUGGUUAGAAGAAGCUACAUCACACAGACAUCGUUUAGAUAAAUACAUAGAGUCAUAAUAUUAGCUAUCUCUCCAACAGCCAAUAAGGACACUUAGGAGGGAUUUCACUAAGAUAUGAUCGAGAUUAGAUUGUAGCCCCUAAUAGCUCAAAAAGUAGUGAUUCAUUUUGCUCCCACUAUCUGCUCCAUUACUAUGUUUAAUUCACAGAGCAUAUAUAUAAUUUAGGGCUGGGCACGUUAACGCAUUAUUUUCGCAUUAACUCAUUAAUUAAUUUAAUAAAUUAAUAAUAAUAACGAGAGCUCCGCCUCCGAGUCACUCUCUUCCUCUCAGCACGUUCAGUGAACGAAACACUGACUGAACGUGAACGAGCGAGACUGCGAGUCACCAGCCUCAGUCACACACACACACACACACACACACACACACACACACACACACACUGUACUGACUGAGGAGAGGAUGGCGGGCUUUGAGUGACUCUUACGGUCUAGAGAGAGAGACACGAGACGGGAGAGAGGAGAGCGCAACUGAAGUUGAGAAAUGAACGACUCUUUUCAGUAAGUGAUUCAGUUCAGUUCGUUCACCCAAAUGAUUCGUUCAUUUUGAACGAAUCGUUCACGAACUACACAUCACUAGCGCUCACAGGAAAGAGGAAACAGUGUUGCCAACUUGGCUACUUUCUCGCUAAAUCUGGUGACUUUCCAAACCCCCUUGGCGACUUUUUUUGUCAACAGCUACUAGCGACAAAUCUAGCGACUUUUUCUGGUGUUAUUGGAGACUUUUUUGGUGUAAGAAACUGACGUGAAAGCACGUAUUGCUCUGCAGUUACUGUCCUCAACGAGCAGCGGGUGCUGCCGUGAGCCCCUCCCCCUUCCAAAAGCACUCACAGGCUGUCAGUCAGAGAGCAGAGAGGAGACCCACACCACUCUGCGUCCAGACUGCAACAAAUGCAAUAAGCUUUAGUUUUGUAUUUAUUUGCUUUGAUUACAUUGUUUAAGUUGAGAAGUACAUUUACAAUAAAAGUGCGCUAUACACUACUUUUUAAUUCAUUAUUGGAUUUUGCGUAUAACAAUGCGAUUAAUCGCGAUUAAUCACAGGAACUCAUGCGAUUAACGCGAUUAAAACCUUUAAUCGUUGCCCAGCCCUAAUAUAAUUAUAUCCUGGCACAAACACACCCAAAAAGUUGUUCUUCUCUGAGAAAGUUUGCUCAUGUUUUGUGUGUGAAUGUGGAGACAAGAGAUCUGCACCUUUACUCUGCUCAGAGCUGCACUCUCAUGCUGACGGAGUUCAGUUCUGUCCACAUAAAGAUGAUGAGCUAGGAGUCAAGGGGAAACUUUUUCAACUUAAUUCUGAGGCCAGACUCUUAAAAUGUGAUUUGAGUUUCACCGUUUAAAACAAAGCUUCCUCUCAGUUUUACACCCUCGUCAUGGUAACAGCUGCAGACCGUCUCCACACAUGUGGAUGAAGUGUGGAGCCGCACACAGCCCUUGACUGAUUGGACCCCUGGUUAUAUUAAUAAAAGUAAAUAUCAAAGUCAUUUUGACGGACUUAAUUUACAGAUCAGUUAUUUUAAGUCAUACAGAGAAGAAAUUGUUUUCAUGAUCACUGGAAGGUUUGAGCGUGACAUCUCUUUUAAAUACUGCGGCGCAGUUUCCACCAUCUCUCAACAGACAGUCAUUUAUUAUACUCUGUGUGUGGCUGUUGCCGGUGUUUGUGAAUUAGACGCUUUUUGCACUAAAGGCUGAUUUGCAAAGAAAGGGGCAAUUUUUCAUCAAAUGAUUGCAUAAUGGUUAAUUAAAUGUGUGCAAACCCCACAGACACACAGAGACGCUGUUUUGCUCUGCAGCCCAGUUCAGUGUGCAUUUACCCCUUUGUGUGGGUUUUUUGUGAAUUAGUGUCAUUUUUCUUGUGUAAUUUGCACGGGUUUAGUGAGUGCAAAGAGCUUCACAAUCCUAAUGUAAAUCAGACCCUAGGAGUGAAAUUUCUCAUAGAAAACACAAAGGUCCCGCCAGAAGACUAUCACAAAUACUCAGCUUUAAAUUACUACUUGUGUUUAUUAAGUGUUUUUUUUUUCUUUUAAAUGUACAAAUGCAUUUACACCUCCUCCGGCCUCACAUCAAGAACCUUUAAAGAUGUUGUUUUCGUAGUUAUAGUAAGUACGUUUGCCUCACAAAGACGUUCACUUGAAUUGCAGUUUUUAAAGUUCCCACAUAAAACUUGUGUCAUCUUAAACAAAAGGUGAGUUAAUGUCACCAGCUAAACAGGAGGGAGAGCUGUUUAUAUAUUCUAAGCAGGAGAUCAAGCAUUUCUAUCUUUUUUCAGACCAAAAACAAAGUGAUUUUUUGCCUCCUUUAAGUCACAUAGUUUGACCAUGAGAUCCUUUAUAAUUAUUUAUGUUAGCCAAUAACAACCUGCACAUUUAUGAACUUUCAGAUAUGUCUGAAAACCAAAGAAUGUACCGUCUGGGUUCAUAACGUUAGCCAGAGGUUCCACACAGCAUAGUUACUUUGAGCAUUGUUCAUAGACUGUAUCUGGCCCCUUCUUUAUUGCUGCUUUUUUAGCCUAGUUUUACGACUGGUCAGGAGGAAAGGCCCGGCACGGUUGAAUCUCUAUUUACAAAUUCUACCAAAAGAUGUAGAAGGUACAGGAUGCCUAAUUGGUAAUCUUCCUAUUAUUACCUUCAGAAAACCGAAAACAAUCUGGAUGUCAAAAGUCAGACUAUUUUUCAGCUAACUCUAGUGUGAUUAGCAAAGUGCAUCAAUGUUGAAUGUUGACUGUGAUAUUAUUUUGUAUGCUGGUUUAGACAAGCGAAGGACAGGUUUGAAAAAAAUAAUUACAGAGAAAAUGAAAAGCUCACAUCUUAAAGUGUCUUUCAGUCCGACAGUAAGCUGAAGAAGACAUUUUUUGUGUAGUGGUAGCAUUUUGUCCAUCACAAGGAAGCCAUGCCCUGAAGCAUCCGCUGCUUUAUUUUAUGUUUAACUCUCAAUGAGAUCAUAACUGACCAAAUUAAAUAUCACUAUACUUCAGAAGACGGUAAAGUAGUGAUUGAAAACAUAAAUUCAUAAGAAAAUGAGGUUACACAUAAGCUGAGAAAGACUUACAUACAGACUUGUUUUUUCAACUAGUUAAUUUGCCCCCUGCUGGCCAUAUACUGUGCACUUUCAGGCACAUUCUGACUCGUUUUUUAAGUUGCACAACUCAUUUGUAAAUUUUUUUACCCGUGCAGUGUGCAAGGAGACACACGUGACCAUCACUGCCUGCUUCCGACUUUUUUGGUCAUAUAACUGCACACACUCGCACAGUGAGAGCAGAGCCACAAGAACAUUCCCUGACUUUUUUCAGAUUGGGCCUGCUGCAAACUGUCAGACAGCUUCUAAAAGCACCAUGGCAACAGCAGACAUGGCUGUUGGAUGUAUCUUCCCCAAGCAGAAACCUCUGUUGAAAAAUGAAGCCGAUACGGAUGUGCAAACACCUGCAGUUUCUUGAGUGUCCACUCGGGGGAAUUGCACAAACCCUGAAAGUCACACACACACCCAUUCGUUUUGAUGAUCUUAAAGCUGACAGGCAGGCGUGAUGUAACUGUUUGCCAACUCCUGCACUGAAAAAAUUAGCUACAAUGUUGACCAGAUAGUUCAGCGAGAGCAUUUAUGACGAUGAUUGUGUUUGAGCCGUGCAUAUUUAAUAACUGUAAUUAACGUAGAUCUGACUUUUCCAUCUGUGGGCGUUAUCAAAAUAAUUUUCAAUGAUCCGUCCUAAUUUCAACCAAUCAGACAUUUUUUUUUCUAUAAUGCCAAUUCAUAACAAAUGUUAUCUCUAAACAGAGCAGGUCUUCUCUUUGUUAUAUUAUUAGCAAAGGCCCAACAUGAAUCCAUUAAUCAUGAGACCUUGGAAACAUUUAGAGAAGUGAGCCAGACUCAUGUUAAACCGUUAUCUGUUUCACCUGUGUUAGGCUUGGAAACUGUUACAGUGUGUGAGCAUGUAUUUCCUGAGCCAUGGUACAGUAGUGGGUCAAUGAUUGACUUAUACAGAGUGAGAUGACAUUCCAGCAUCAUGUUAGUAAAUGUAUUCAGCCUCUACAGUAUUCUUUCUGGGGAAGGGUUUUGUCAAAAAAAGAAGUGAAACACACACAAACACCCACAAAAUAUGGCAACCACGAGACAGGCUCAUAGUGAGCAUUAAAGUAUAAAGGAGUGACUUCCUCUAUUUCCUGUCUGCCUUAUCAGACAUUUUAAAUACUUUUUGACAUGAAGGGAGCGUGAUAAAAAACUACAAUUUUGUUAAACAAUAUAGUUUAUGAUCAUUCGUUCGCCAACUUAAAAUGUAUUUUGUAGUCUAUCGAAUGUCCUGUGUUGCAUACACAAUGCUGUUCCAUCUUAUUGUUUUUGUUCAUUAUAUGUUUUAAAUAAUUUAUUGCUUCAUGUGUACGUCUUCAAUGUCUUAUAAAUGCACUUCUUUUUUCGACUUUUUAACCUGUCGUUACUAUAAUCUACCACUGUUUAGGACACUACUGCUAUACUUGAAUAUUAGAAGGUCUGACAUAAAAAGACUUAGUGAAGGUGUAGCAACGACACACAGCAGGGUAGAUGAAGCUAAAUAAAUGUUAGCGUAGCAUGAACCGCAGCCAUAGCCAGCAGCAGUGCAGUGCUCGCACCAACUCUCAAAGUUAUUAUUGUUUGUGUUUGUGCUGAUCAUUGUCAAGUGAGGACAUGUCUUUAUUUAUUUAUUAUAUAUUUAUUUAUUUAUUUAUUAUAUAUAUAUAUUAAUUGUAUUCAUGUUUUUAAUUUCUUUUAUGUUGGCUCCGACAGUGAUCGCGACGCAUGCUUGGAGUUAUAAGUGAUAAUAAACUCCACAGAGCUUUGUUAUAAAUGAAACCCAGGAAAAUCUUUGAAAGUUUCAGGGCAUUGAUGAUUAUAUUGUUAACUUGUUGUAUUCACAUCAAGGGGCAACCUUGGUGAAAACUCCUUGAAUGUGAUUUUUUUUUUUAAAUAACUAAUCUGUUUUGAUGAUUUUGAGGGUCAGGUGGACGUGAUGUAGCUGUUUGUUAGCCAAGGAACACUUUAACUCCACCUUUGUCUAUUCAUAGAUGGUGGAAAGUUAGGUUGUGACAGAAUGUCCACUAUGGCAGACGCAGUCGUUUCGCUUCAUAACGCCUCUUCAGAAACCAAUGAUUGACAUCACUACGUCCAUGUUGUUAAAAUGUUUUUCAUUAUCUUAUUUACUAUAUCUUAUGCUUACUUUCAAAUAGCCUGACAUAUUGGCCAUGGCGUUUUACAGCCUUUAGAGCUCCUGAGAGAUUGUUUUUAAGAUUCAUGAAUCCACUUCUUUUUACAUGAAGUGGUGAGUUUUAGAGAUGACAUUUUCUUUUUCUUUUUUCCAUUGAGCCAGACUGUCUGUUUCUCCUUUUUCAAGUGUUUGUGCCAAGCUAGUAGGCUGCUAGCUACUUGAUUGCAUACCUAAUUUCGAGUGUUAUCAACCUUUUCAUCCAACUCUGGUUUGGAAACAGGCGUCUUUGUUCCAGUGACUGAAGGAGAUCUUUACUCGGGGUGUCAAAAAAGCCUCCUGAGGGUUGAUUUUUCUUUUAAAGUCACAAACAAUUACCUCCUUCUUUUUUCCUCAAAACCAGUGCAGUCUUGUGAUAAUAUACAGUAUAAGAAGUAAUUGAGCAAAUAAGGAGUUGAAAAUGGUAUAAUUUAUGAACUAAUAUGACUUAUAUUUUCUAAUCUAUAAGACCUGAAACUAAAAGGAAACACUCUUCUGUUAUAUUCAGGUUUUGCCUGCUGGAAUGGAGUUAAUUCAUACUUUGAAAAGCUCCAUAUUUCCUUUGAUAAGGAAAAUACUGAACACAUAAUCUGGCAGCACAUCCAGUUUGAAUGACACUCAUGUGUUCUGGUGAUAUAUCAGUGAACACACUGAGUCAUCAGCUGCCUGUAAGAGUAAUGUACUAGGGCUCACAUGGAUCCCAGAAGGCUUUUUUUAAUUUGUUUGUCUUGAUUAUAGAUUUUGGUUGUGCUCAAUGUGCAGACUUCACACCCACUCAGACUUGUACACCAGUAUUUAAGCUAAUCAUUUCACAUGACUACAUACAGUAUAUAUUACACAGGACUAUUCACAGUCAGUGGCAAUUUACAGCUUAAUUAUUUUGUAGGAUUACAGUAUAUAAUGUAUUAAAUGGAACAGAGUGAGUCAUCUCUCUUGUAUUUGUAGAGAAGGAUGUGUCACUUGCUGGUAAUAAAUGGCCGUCUCCCUC